AUGGAGCAGCCGCUCUGGUUGCACAUGGACAGCGAGGUGGUCCACUACACACCCAAGCACCGGGAAUCGUCGAUGAAAAAGUUACGAUCAUCUGCUCUCCGACUUGAUGGGUCUCUGUGUAAGUUUCUUCCAAACAUAUUUAUAUAUUGACUACUAACAUGUCCCACAGUCAUUAUUCUAGUCGAUAAGCGAACGACAAAUGAGCCAAAUAGGGAAAAGGAUCUUGCCAGAGGUGACCUUCAUGUGACAGUACGAAUUGGCAGUAGCCCCCCAGUUCCCCAGAAGAUGGGAAGUGGGAGUUCAGCGUGGUGGGAUAACGUCUUCGAGAGCGUGUGGGAAUGGAUUACAGAAGAGCCGUUUGAACUUCGAUUGAGCUUGAUCGAACUCAUAUUUAGGCAAGAACAAAAGUCGGGUGGAGCUGCUCGAGUAUUGGUAGGCUUGUUUAAAUUGUUCGACUCUAACGCGAGGAUGGAAGAUCUGCAACGUAGCGCCGGAGACCUUAAUCUUGCUGCAAUAGCCGCACCUGACUUGGAGACUUUCAAAUCCUUGAACGAACGUCGGCGAGAGUUCGCGGAGCUUCAAGGCAUUCUGCUGAAUAAAGAAGAUGCGGAGGCAGAGGACGCGUGUUUCGAAGAAGUCACCUCCGGGCUCCAGUUCUCACUUCCGGAACUUCCUUCCAAACAGUAUGAGCGACUGAAAUCCAAUGGAAGAAUUCUAAAUCAGGAGCUUAACACUAUCUUCAAAACGCUUAUUGGGACAAUCACCUUGAUGGAUUCGAGAGCCAACCAGGAGAGUGCAAAGCCGUCGAAAAUACAGGCAGAAAAAGCCACAAUGCUAACCCUGCUAGCCGCCUUCUACCUCCCACUGACUCUGUGUACUGGCAUAUUUGGCAUGAAUAUUGACAAAAUUGUUGGCAGUCCGGGUCCUGGUUGGUUGUAG
Molecule: messenger RNA, 939 nt
Organism: Hymenoscyphus albidus
Lineage: Eukaryota; Fungi; Ascomycota; Leotiomycetes; Helotiales; Helotiaceae
Source: the annotation of a GenBank genome assembly